This is a messenger RNA of Nothoprocta perdicaria, 4179 nucleotides long. RefSeq names its product suppressor of cytokine signaling 5 (gene SOCS5). Gene Ontology annotation, biological process: intracellular signal transduction; phosphatidylinositol phosphate biosynthetic process; cell surface receptor signaling pathway via JAK-STAT. Lineage: Eukaryota; Metazoa; Chordata; Aves; Tinamiformes; Tinamidae. The record is from RefSeq and is a predicted model, not a curated record. Gene Ontology annotation, molecular function: 1-phosphatidylinositol-3-kinase regulator activity. Gene Ontology annotation, cellular component: phosphatidylinositol 3-kinase complex. The coding region runs from base 313 to 1923 and encodes 536 amino acids. The transcript has 4 exons.
UUUUGCCAGGAAAUGUAAAGGCACUUAAAAUKUUUCUUCUAUGCAAAUCCCAAAUAACAAAAGUGAAUAGUGAACCUGGAAAUUCUGGAGAAAGGAGAAUAUUGUUAUCUUCCUGCCGACAGUGAGGAUGUCAUCUGUAAAAUAUGGUCCCAUGUCUUUUUCCGACUUGCUCUGAAUUCGGAGAGGACAGUAAAGUAAUAAUAAGCAGUCAUGUUGUCCAUGGCUCAGAGACGGAACCUGGCAGGCCCAUGGUGAGGUGUAUUCUCAAGACAAGAUACAGUGACUCACAUGCCUUGCUGGAUAAUCUAAUCCAUGGAUAAAGUGGGAAAGAUGUGGAACAAUUUCAAAUACAGAUGCCAGAACCUCUUCGGUCAUGAAGGUGGAAGCCAAAAUGAAAACAUAGUUGUGAGCUCCAAUAGCUGUUCAUCAGUUAAAGAGAAAGCUGUCCAGAUAACUGAUGUGGCUCAGCAACAACCCAGCAGCCCUUUGAGAGAAAACAUUGCUCUGCAGUUAGGCUUGAGCCCCUCAAAGAAUUCCUCAAGGCGCAACCCAAACUGUGUCACCGAAAUUCCUCAGAUAGUCGAAAUAAGCAUCGAGAAGGAGAAUGACUCGUGUGUCACCACAGGAGCUAGGCUUGCUCGAAGGGACUCCUACUCUCGGCAUGCUCCUUGGGGUGGGAAGAAGAAACAUUCCUGCUCUACCAAAACCCAGAGCUCCUUGGAUACGGAGAAGAGGUUUGGCAGAACGCGAAGCGGGUUGCAGAGGAGGGAGAGGAGGUAUGGGGUGAGUUCCGUCCACGAUAUGGAUACGGUGUCAAACAGGACAGUAGGCAGCCGGUCUCUGCGACAGCGGCUACAAGACACUGUUGGUCUGUGUUUUCCCAUGCGAACUUACAGCAAACAGUCCAAACCUCUGUUCUCUAACAAGAGAAAAAUCCAUCUCUCUGAACUAAUGCUUGAGAAAUGCCCUUUUCCUGCAGGCUCAGAUCUGGCUCAGAAGUGGCAUCUCAUUAAGCAGCACACGGCUCCCGUGAGUCCCCAUUCAACCUUUUUUGAUACGUUUGAUCCUUCCUUGGUCUCUACAGAAGACGAAGAGGACAGACUCAGAGAGAGACGUAGACUUAGUAUCGAAGAAGGGGUUGACCCCCCUCCCAAUGCCCAAAUACACACUUUUGAAGCUACAGCACAGGUUAAUCCAUUGUAUAAACUAGGACCAAAGUUAGCCCCCGGUAUGACUGAGCUGACCGGGGACAAAAACGUGCCACCAGCAGGAGCGUGCGACUCGGAAGAGGACACGACGACGCUCUGCCUGCAGUCGCGCCGGCAGAAGCAGCGCCAGGCGUCCGGAGAUGCCCACGGCCACGUGGGCAGGCAGGGCGCGUGGAAGGUGCACACGCAGAUCGACUACAUCCACUGCCUCGUGCCGGACCUGCUCCAGAUCACGGGCAACCCCUGCUACUGGGGCGUCAUGGACCGCUACGAAGCCGAGGCGCUGCUGGAGGGCAAGCCCGAGGGCACCUUCUUGCUCAGGGACUCGGCGCAGGAGGACUACCUCUUCUCGGUGAGCUUCCGCCGCUACAACCGCUCGCUGCACGCGCGCAUCGAGCAGUGGAACCACAACUUCAGCUUCGACGCCCACGACCCCUGCGUGUUCCACUCCUCCACGGUCACGGGGCUCCUGGAGCACUACAAGGACCCCAGCUCCUGCAUGUUCUUUGAACCCUUGCUUACUGUCUCCCUGAACAGGACCUUCCCUUUCAGCCUGCAGUAUAUCUGCCGGGCGGUGAUCUGCAGGUGCACCACGUACGACGGGAUCGACGACCUCCCGUUGCCUUCCAUGUUGCAAGACUUUCUAAAGGAGUAUCACUAUAAGCAAAAAGUCAGGGUGCGGUGGCUGGAGCGGGAACCCAUUAAAACGAAGUGAAAGGAACCCCGAGUCCCCCAUAAGCUCACAGAAUACGCUUAUUUUUUUGUGUGUGUGUGUGUUACAGUUUAACUGCGGCAAGUGCACCGACAACGUCUAGCUUUUUUGCAAUAUUCUAUUUAAGCUCAGUGUUAGUAUCCUGUCAGAUGCUGCCUGCUGUUAAUCAGACUAAAUUGUGAUGCCUCUUGGAAACAAUAAGCAGACACAACUCUGCACGUUUUUCAUUUAGGCCUAAUUAAAGUAUUUUUGCUAAUUUCUGAAUAUUUUGUUUCCCUUUUAUAGCUGUAGUAAUUGGAUGAAGAAACUAUGAGGCAUUUUCCAUGGGGCAUUCAUGYUAGGCUCAUAAAGACGUUAUUAGAGGAGCGUUUUUGCUAAUAUCUGAAGUAUUUUUUUAAAGAACCUUCUCACAACCUCCCCGCUACUCAAAGUACUAAUUUAGCUCAUAAAUAUAAAUUUCCAGAAAAUAGUGAAAAAGAGUAUUUUCUUUUGCAAAACGAAUACCAGUUCAUUAGAAGCAGGGAUGUCCUGCAGUCCACUAAGACUUGGUGGGGUUUUAAUGCUAAUGAAUGAAUCGUGCUCUUCUCAUUGUAUAAAGUUUUCUAAUCACAAAGACUUGAAUAUGCCUGCUCAGUACUGUAAUUCUGSUUAAAACACUUGGAGAUUUAAGUGGCAUUGUUAGUAAAAGGAACACUGUCGUGGACAGUUUAAUACCUUGCAGUGUGAACGAUUGAUUUAGGUGGCAGAACACAGAAUUAGAGUAUUGCCGUGAAAAAAAAGGCUGUAGCUUUCUUCUAAAAGAGAAAUCGGGUGGCCUGACUACUUGUAAUUUACGAUUGAAGAUAAUGGUGAAGAGAAAGUGUUUAAUUAUUUAAAGUCGUUUAAUAUUUUUAUGGAGAAAGUUACCAGUGGUUGAAUUAUUAUAAUCGGGAUACAAAACCUGUCAGGUGUCUGAAGCACAYGUCAGGUUUCAAAGGUACUGCUACACUUUAUUUGUAAAUAUUUUUUUGCCAUUAGCGCUUUUUAAAAUGUCUUUGAAAUAAUAUGCACUGAUCAUAGUUUCAACAAGUGACUUAGAAACAAAAUUCUAAGUUGUCUUUGCUUAUUUAAUCAGAGAUGGGACGUCYGACGGUUCUGUCUAGACACAUUUGCACUAAAAAUUUGUUGGAAUGCCCUGUCCCCUGUUGAUGUUUUGUACCAAUUUUGGGUGCUCCCUAGUUUCUUUACCAGCUGCUACAGUGUGUAAUAACUUACUUCUCCCUGGCGGUGACCUGUGCGAGGUAGGGAACACUUUGGCUGCAAGUACAAUAAACGUUAUUCUUGUACGCUACACUAACCCUUCUCUUGAUGUAUUUUUCUGCUUGCUGUGCCUUGUUCUGGCUUCUCGUGCUAAUAAAGUACAGUAUGUUCAGUGUUACGCUUGUAUAUCUGCUCUGUUUUUAUAUAUUCACCUAACUUGUAGCGGUUAACUGCAUUUUUCAUAGGCUUUCCUAGCACUUAGUGCAGUUGGGUAGCAGUUGUGGAGCGCGCCGCGUUCCUGCUCGGUGUCGCACCACUCGUUGGAGAUGUCGCCAUAUGCACCACCCAGUGAUGUUCCUGUGACCCCUGCAAAGCUACGGACUUGUCUGCGGGCCCAGAACGUGUGCCAGUUUUGGCAGUGUAAAGGAUAAAUAUCRGGGAAAAAUAUUUCAGAACAUUAUGGAUGUCCUGCAGUGGUUGCUGAAAGUGUUUCAGCCCGUUCAUGGGUAAGCCUAACACUUUGACACUGAGAUAGGAAUGGUUAUUAACGCCUGUAAAUUGGCAGUACAGCUGUGGCAUUUGUUCACUUUUAGACUAUUUUUAAUGAGUACGUAUAUACAAAUUGGUCAAAUACCCUGUUUUUACCAAAGAAUACUGUCAAUUUAUGUUGGGAUAUUUUUUUAGCAGAAAAGUUUGAGUGGAGAAGUGCAAUCCCUGCUCUAUCAAAUGUUUAUCCCAAAUUAUGAUAUACCAAAGCAUUUGAGAACUGCAUGUGAAACCUAAGCAAUAUAUUCAAUUAUGUCGGUAGGGCUAAGACCUUUAAUGUCAACAAUGUCAUCGUUUCUCURGAGUUCACAGUGCACCUGAAGAGAAGUGAUUGAAAUAAUUCUGUAAUGACUGGAACAGCACUACUAUGUAGACGCUUUUACUGAAAGGAGUUAAUUUGGAGCACCCUGAAAGCACUUUAAAAACAUAUGUUAAUAUGCUUGUGGAAACUCUGUGAUCCCUUUAUGCCUUCUC